UCCUUUAUUUUUUUUAAAUAAAUAAAUGUUUCGUCUCUCACCCUUUUACCUUUUUAAACUUUCCUUCCAAUUCUCCCUAUAUCUGAUCAUCCUACUUUGUCUUCCAUUUUUAUUACCUUAAAUAACCAAAGAAAAAAAAAUGCAGCCAGUUAAAUAUGGUGCACAGAAUCUACAAGAGCGGCUAAUGGAGGAAGAUGGUUAUUCUUCAGUUUUCUCCAUUUCAAACCCUCUUCAUUGUCAACAACUUUUCCAGCAAAAUAUGGGUCCACUUACCCAUCAGCUUCUUCUCCACCAACAUCAGUUUCAGCAACCCAAUUCGGCUGUGGGUUUCAAGUUGGGUCUUGAUGAAAUUAGUAUGAAAAAAGAGGCUGCUUUAGCUUUGAACCAUCCUCAACAAAAUGGCAAUGACCAGCAUUCUCUUUUGGCACCUCAUUGUUGGCAUCCCCAAGAAGAUUCUCCCAUCAAACAACCCUUUUGGAAGUCCCUAAAUAGAUGUGAUGAGGAUAGCAUUAGGCAAUGUACAAGUGAGAGAAGCAAGCAUUUGGAUAACAGAUAUAGGUUCUUUGGUGAGCUUGAAGCUAUUUAUGGCCUUGGUGGGGAAACUACUCAAGCUGGUUCUGGCUCGGCUCUCACAGGUGAAAAUUAUUCACCUGCAAAUGUGGGUAUUCCCAUGCCCUCAGCCGAAUUUCAAGGCCAUAAUGUAGGUGCCAAUGGUCGGGGUGAUAAUGUUACAACCGGGGUUGACCAUGGAUCAGAGGGUUCUAUUGGAGAACAAGCUUCAUUGAGGAAGAUUCAAAAGAAGAAGAGGAAGAAGAAAAUGAAGGAGCAAUUGUGUUCGAUGCUUGUUUUUUUUGAAACUUUGGUGAAACAAGUGAUGGAUCAUCAAGAAGGACUUCAUAAAAGGUUCUUGGAAGUGAUUGAAACAAUGGAUAAAGAAAGGUCAGCCAAAGAAGAAUCAUGGAGGCAACGAGAGGCUGAGAAACGUAAAAAUGAGGCCAUUGCAAGAGCAAACGAACAAGCUUUAGCUUCAAAUAGAGAGGCUGUUAUUGUAUCUUAUUUGGAGAAACUUACAGGUCAAAGCAUCAAUCUUCCUCCAAGGACUCCAUUGUUGGUGCAACCAGAAAGUGCAAUAGUACCCUUAAAUGAUAACAAUAGCAGGUGGCCUAGAGCUGAAGUUGAGGCAUUGAUCCAAGUAAGAUGCGACUUAGAAGCAAAGUUUAGAGAACCUGGAUUGAAAGGGCCUGUUUGGGAAGAGGUAAGCUCUUUCAUGGCUUCCCUUGGUUAUCAAAGAAGUGCUAAAAGAUGCAAAGAAAAAUGGGAAAACAUUAACAAAUAUUUUAGGAAGAGCAAAGAAAAUGGCAAGAAGCGCUGUCGGCAUUCUAAAACCUGCACUUAUUUUCACCAAUUGGAUCAGCUCUACUCAAGAAUGUUACCCACUACUUGUCCCACUUCUCCACCUAGUCCUUUGAUCAACAAUGAUAUUGAUUUGCCUGAGACUGAGCUUGGGGCUGCAUAAGUUCCCCAAAACCUGAUUUUGAUGGUGCAGUUUGUGAGAAUUAAUGUAGUACAAGGAAGCUGCAAAGGAAGCCUUGGACAAUGAGGGUGAAGGAGAAGAAGAAGAAGAAGAUGAUGACAGUAAUGCUAGCUAGGUAAUUAUUUUUUCCAUUCUCAAGGAUUCUCAGUGCCAAUGGUGUUUAGUUCCAUAGUAUUGUUACUAUUAACUUUUGAGUUUGAACUGAAUUUACUGACUGUGUAUAUGCAAUAUGUUAGGACUUGAAUUAGUAUCUUCAGUUUCAUCUAUAAUAAUUUUUAGUCAAAUUAACUGGAUAUAGGUCUCUUUUCUAGUUGUGGUAGGCAUUGCCUUUUUCUUGUUCUUUGUUUUUUCUUUUGUAUUAUCUGCACUAUGGUCCAAAUGGAUAGUUUUAGUCCGACAAUUCAUUUAUUUAGUUUCAAAUUUUGAA
Molecule: messenger RNA, 1961 nt
Organism: Gossypium raimondii (Peruvian cotton)
Lineage: Eukaryota; Viridiplantae; Streptophyta; Magnoliopsida; Malvales; Malvaceae
Product: trihelix transcription factor DF1
Exons: 2
Coding region: 140-1516 (458 amino acids)
Source: RefSeq, a predicted model, not a curated record